This is a messenger RNA of Salvelinus fontinalis (brook trout), 1170 nucleotides long. RefSeq names its product aromatase-like. The transcript has 4 exons. The annotation marks the transcript as partial. NCBI's taxonomy places the organism in Eukaryota, Metazoa, Chordata, Actinopteri, Salmoniformes, Salmonidae. The record is from RefSeq and is a predicted model, not a curated record. Gene Ontology annotation, molecular function: oxidoreductase activity, acting on paired donors, with incorporation or reduction of molecular oxygen; heme binding; monooxygenase activity.
UCAGGAGCUGCAGGAUGCUAUAGAGAGUCUGGUCGACCAGAAGAGAAGAGGUCUACAGGAAGCUGACAAACUGGACCACAUCAACUUCACUGCAGACCUCAUCUUUGCACAGAGCCACGGGGAGCUGUCAGCUGAGAAUGUGAGGCAGUGUGUAUUGGAGAUGGUGAUAGCAGCUCCAGACACUCUGUCCAUCAGUCUGUUCUUCAUGCUGCUGCUGCUCAAGCAGAACCCUGACGUAGAACUACAGCUCCUAGAAGAGAUAGACACUGCUAUAGGUGAUAGGGAGCUCCACAACUCUGACCUGCAGAACCUAAGGGUCCUGGAGAGCUUCAUCAAUGAGUCCUUAAGGCUCCAUCCCGUGGUGGACUUUACCAUGCGCCGGGCACUGUCUGAUGAUGUCAUCAGUGGCUACCGGGUGCCGAAGGGGACAAACAUCAUUCUGAACAUGGGCCGCAUGCACAGAUCAGAGUUCUUCCUCAAGCCCAAUGAGUUCAGUCUGGACAACUUUGAGAAAAAUAUACCUAAUCGUUUCUUCCAGCCUUUCGGGUCCGGUCCUCGAUCCUGCGUUGGCAAGCACAUCGCCAUGGUGAUGAUGAAAUCCAUCCUGGUUACGCUGUUGUCACGGUACUCUGUGUGUCCUCAUGAGGGCCUGACCCUAGACUGCCUCCCACAGACAAACAACCUAUCACAGCAGCCCGUGGAGGAGGAGGGGGAGCCUCACACCAUGAAGUUCCUCCCACGACACCAAGCCAGGAAGCAGUCUUAGAGCAGGGCUCAGACACUGGUAUUGCAUCCCAAAUGACAACCUAUACCCUCUGUAGUGCAAUACUUUUCACCAGGGCUCACAGGACUCUGGUCAAAAGUAGUGCACUAUGUAGGAAAUGGGGUGGUAUUUGGGACAAAGAUUGCAUUUUAGGGCUAAUCUUAAAUUAAUACUUACUUCCCAUAUAUGUAAUAUGUCAGUAUUUUAUUCAUAUUUGUAUGUUCGUUAUUUUGUACUACAAGUUAUUUUGUGACGUUUUCUAUGAUAAUAGGUUAUGUUCCACGAGCACAUGUCUUUGUAACCAAUGGUAUCUGUAAUAAGAAAGGCUUGUUGAUUCACACACCAUUGUAAUUAUAGAACCUGAACUGUACAUUCACACUUUUGAAACUAAAUGACACUGAAGUGAA